CAGCCCCGGUUCCCAGACGGGAUGUUCGUCUUGGUGGAGAUGGUGGACACCGUGCGGAUCCCCCCGUGGCAGUUUGAGAGGAAGCUCAAUGACUCCAUCGCUGAGGAGCUGAACAAGAAGUUGGCCAAUAAGGUUGUGUACAACGUGGGACUCUGCAUCUGUCUGUUUGACAUCACCAAGCUGGAGGAUGCCUAUGUGUUCCCCGGGGACGGCGCAUCACACACCAAGGUGCAUUUCCGCUAUGUGGUGUUCCAUCCAUUCCUGGAUGAGAUUCUGAUUGGGAAGAUCAAAGGCUGCAGCCCGGAGGGAGUGCACGUCUCUCUAGGGUUCUUUGAUGACAUUCUCAUCCCCCCGGAGUCACUGCAGCAGCCAGCCAAGUUUGAUGACACAGAGCAGGUGUGGGUGUGGGAGUACGAGACGGAGGAAGGCGCACAUGACCUGUACAUGGACACUGGCGAGGAGAUCCGCUUCCGGGUGGUGGAUGAGAGCUUUGUGGACACGUCCCCCACGGGGCCCAGCUCGGCCGAGGCCACCUCCUCCAGUGAAGAGCUGCCAAAGAAGGAGGCUCCAUACACGCUUGUGGGAUCCAUCAGCGAGCCGGGCCUGGGCCUUCUCUCCUGGUGGACCAGCAACUAGCCUGCAGCUCGGACCUCCUAGCAGACCCCACCCCAGCCCUCAGUGGGGUGGUGCAGCCACUGUGGAGACGGUAGCCAUGGAGGCAGGAGUGGAGAAGGUGUCUCUGCUUGCUGGAGCUGGACGGGGUGGGAGCCAGGAGUCCCCUACCAUCCUGGCCCUGCUCCUUCUCCUGGAGCUACCCUGGGAGUCCUGCUGUCCCCAAGGACUUCAGGCUUUCAGUGACAGCAAAGACAUUUAAUAAAUAAUGGCAGUUUCAGUAGGGAAGGGACAGUCAAUGUAAUGAU
Galeopterus variegatus (Sunda flying lemur) is the source of this 920-nucleotide messenger RNA. It is a transcript of the gene POLR3H, whose product is annotated as polymerase (RNA) III (DNA directed) polypeptide H (22.9kD). The transcript is spliced from 6 exons. Gene Ontology annotation, biological process: DNA-templated transcription; transcription initiation at RNA polymerase III promoter. Gene Ontology annotation, molecular function: DNA-directed RNA polymerase activity; DNA binding. Gene Ontology annotation, cellular component: RNA polymerase III complex. The record is from RefSeq and is a predicted model, not a curated record. Lineage: Eukaryota; Metazoa; Chordata; Mammalia; Dermoptera; Cynocephalidae. Bases 22 to 636 code for a protein of 204 amino acids.